Molecule: messenger RNA, 2640 nt
Organism: Oryzias melastigma (Indian medaka)
Lineage: Eukaryota; Metazoa; Chordata; Actinopteri; Beloniformes; Adrianichthyidae
Gene: dnaaf1
Product: dynein axonemal assembly factor 1
Exons: 3
Coding region: 86-2563 (825 amino acids)
Molecular function (GO): protein binding
Source: RefSeq, a predicted model, not a curated record
AGACGGACGCUUUAUUUCGUUAGAAGUCUUGGAUUUUUAAUUCAAUUAAUUCUCGCCUCGUCUGCUACAGAUUUACAGGAAAGAAAUGGAGGAUAAGGAGGCUUCUGCAGCUGAAAACUACAGCAAAACUUCCCCAAAAAACUACUCUGACCAACCAAGCGUCUCUGUGAAGGAUGGUUCUCAGGUAAAAAUGAAAACUUCGCAGAGAUCAUCUCAAGGAGAGAAGAAAGACCCAUCGUGGCCUCGGAUGACGCCGGCUUUACUCAGAGAAGUUUGUAAGAAGAACAAACUCUACUUCACACCCAACCUGAAUGACACCUUGUACCUGCACUACCACGGUUUCUCCCGGAUCGAGAACUUGGAGGAGUACACUGGGCUGAAGUCUCUCUGGCUCCAAAACAAUGCCCUGGAGCGCAUCGAGAACCUGGAUGCCCAAACUGAUCUGCGUUGCUUAUUCCUCAACGACAACCGAAUAUCAAAACUGGAAAACCUGGACUCUCUGACCAAGCUCUGCACCCUGAACGUAUCCAACAACUACAUCUCUGUUUUAGAAAACAUCGCCUGCCUUCCCAAUUUAAGCACCCUGCAGAUUGCUCACAACAAGUUGGAAACUUUGGAGGACGUAGCCCAUUUGAGUCAGUGCCUGGCCAUUUCUGUGCUAGACUUGUCCUACAACAGCUUGAGUGAUCCGGAGAUCAUCUGUGUGCUGGAGGCGAUGCCAGAUCUGAGGGUUCUGUAUCUGAUGGGGAACGAGGUGGUGAGGAAGAUCCCAAACUACCGGAAGAGCUUGAUAGUUCGCUUGAAGCACCUCCUCUUCCUUGACUUUAGCCCAGUGUUCCCCAGAGAUCGGGCCUGUGCGGAGGCAUGGGCGGCAGGAGGGCCGGAGGAGGAGCGCAGGGUGAGGGAGCAGUGGGGAACCCAAGAGAGGAAGAGGAUCCAGAGGAACUUGGAGGAAAUGGCAAUAAUGAGACAGAAAGCCCAGGAGAGACGUAACCUUCAAGAGCUCCAGGAUCAAGGUGAAACCAAGAUGGCCGCAACCCCAGAAAGCACUAGUGAGGAACACAGAAGUGGCAUGGUGGCUUCUUCCGCACAAGAGGAAGCUGAGGAGGUACCUCUGGUUCAUGGUGCCGGACCACUGGUCACAAAUCUAGACGAUGAGGAGCAGCUGGAAACCAUUCACCUCGAAGCAAUUCCACCGCUGGGCAUCGAUGACCUGCCAGAUUUAGAGGAUGAAGCUGAGGAGGUACCUCUGGUUCAUGGCGCCGGACCACUGGUCACAAAUCUAGACGAUGAGGAGCAACUGGAAUCCAUUCAUCUCGAAGCGAUUCCACCGCUGGGCAUCGAUGACCUGCCAGAUUUAGAGGAUGAAGCUGAGGAGGUACCUCUGGUUCAUGGCGCCGGACCACUGGUCACAAAUCUGGACGAUGAGGAGCAACUGGAAUCCAUUCAUCUCGAAGCGAUUCCACCGCCGUGUAUUGAUGACCUGCCAGAUUUAGAGGAUGAAGACGAGGAGGUUCCUCUGGUUCAUGAUGCCGUUCCAUCGGUCACAAAUCUGGACGAUGAGGAGCAGCUGGAAUCCAUUCAGCACGAACAGAUUCCACCGCCGUGUAUCAAUGACCUGCCAGAUUUAGAAGAUGAAGAUGACAAAGAGGCUGAGGAAUUACCUCUGGUUCAUGAUACCGGACCACUGGUCACAAAUCUGGACGAUGAGGAGCAGCUGGAAACCAUUCAACUCGAAGCGAUUCCACCGCCGUGUAUUGAUGACCUGCCAGAUUUAGAGGAUGAAGACGAGGAGGUUCCUCUGGUUCAUGAUGCCGUUCCAUCGGCCACAAAUCUGGACGAUGAGGAGCAGCUGGAAUCCAUUCAGCACGAAAAGUUUCCACCGCCGUGUAUUGAUGACCUGCCAGAUUUAGAGGAUGAAGACGAGGAGGUUCCUCUGGUUCAUGAUGCUGUUCCAGUGGUUACAAAUCUGGACGAUGAGGAGCAGCUGGAAACCAUUCAGCAUGAAGAGAUUCCACCACUGGGCAUCGAUGACCUGCUAGAUUUAGAAGAUGAAGAGCUCCAGGAUCAAGGUGAAACCAAGAUGGCCGCGACCCCAGAAAGCACGAGUGAGGAACACAGCAGUGGUAUGUUGGCUUCUUCCGCACAAGAGGAAGCUGAGGAGGUUCCUCUGGUUCAUGAUGCCGUUCCACUGGUCAAAAAUCUGAACGAUGAGGAGCAGCAGGAAAGCAUUCAGCACCAAGAGAAUCCACCGCUGUGUAUUGAUGACCUGCCAGAUUUAGAGGAUGAAGAGGAGGAAGCUGAGGAUUUAACCAUUUCUUCCCAGCAGGUGUUCAGACCCCAAAUCGAAAUCAUUUCCAGAGACGCUGAUGAAGAAGAGCAGCCAAAGGAAAACAACAAGGAUGGCACGGCUAUCUUCGGUCCUGCUGAAAAGUUGAUCAAAAAGAGUGUGUCCCUCGACUCUGCAUCACUCUUCUGUUUAAAGGGCGACCCAAUGAAGAAGAAGUCUGAAGAAAGACUCAAACCAGCUUCAUGUCCCUGCCUCAUUGAAGAGCUGGACUAACACUCUGAAUCCAAGAAGGAGCAGCAUUGCCGUUAAAAUGCUACAUUUGUUACUAUUAAAGUUUAAAAAAAAGCUUC